Molecule: messenger RNA, 2671 nt
Organism: Eubalaena glacialis (North Atlantic right whale)
Lineage: Eukaryota; Metazoa; Chordata; Mammalia; Artiodactyla; Balaenidae
Gene: ACTR10
Product: actin related protein 10
Exons: 13
Coding region: 79-1332 (417 amino acids)
Biological process (GO): retrograde axonal transport of mitochondrion
Source: RefSeq, a predicted model, not a curated record
CCCCGCCCCCCGAGAGCCGAGGGCUGUCGGCAGCCGAGGUCUGUCAGCGCGCAUCUCCUUACCGGCUUGUUUCCUACCAUGCCGCUGUACGAGGGCCUGGGGAGCGGCGGAGAGAAAACGGCGGUCGUGAUAGACCUGGGAGAGGCUUUUACCAAGUGUGGAUUUGCUGGAGAAACUGGUCCAAGAUGCAUAAUUCCUAGUGUGAUAAAAAAAGCUGGCAUGCCUAAGCCUAUUCAAGUUGUACAAUAUAAUAUCAAUACAGAAGAAUUGUAUUCCUACCUAAAGGAAUUCAUCCACAUACUGUAUUUCAGGCAUCUAUUGGUGAAUCCCAGAGACCGCAGAGUUGUGGUUAUUGAGUCGGUAUUAUGUCCUUCCCACUUCAGAGAGACACUCACUCGUGUUCUUUUCAAGUAUUUUGAGGUUCCAUCUGUCUUGCUUGCUCCAAGUCAUCUAAUGGCUCUUCUUACACUUGGGAUAAACUCUGCCAUGGUCCUGGAUUGUGGAUAUAGGGAAAGCCUGGUGUUACCUAUAUAUGAAGGAAUCCCAGUACUAAAUUGUUGGGGAGCGCUCCCCCUAGGAGGAAAAGCUCUUCACAAGGAGUUGGAAACUCAACUAUUGGAACAAUGUACUGUUGACACAAGUGCUGCUAAAGAACAGAGCCUUCCCUCUGUGAUGGGUUCAAUUCCAGAAGGUAUCUUGGAGGACAUUAAAGUGCGCACUUGCUUUGUUAGUGAUCUGAAGCGUGGACUAAAAAUCCAAGAAGCAAAAUUUAAUAUUGAUGGGAAUACUGAGCGUCCCUCACCACCCCCAAAUGUUGACUACCCAUUAGAUGGAGAGAAGAUUUUACAUGUCCUUGGAUCAAUCAGAGAUUCGGUUGUGGAAAUCCUUUUUGAACAAGAUAAUGAAGAGAAAUCAGUUGCCACUUUAAUAUUGGAUUCCCUUAUGCAGUGCCCAAUAGACACCAGGAAGCAACUAGCAGAGAAUUUGGUAGUCAUAGGUGGCACGUCUAUGUUGCCAGGAUUCCUCCACAGACUACUUGCAGAAAUAAGGUAUUUGGUAGAAAAACCAAAAUAUAAAAAAACACUUGGCACCAAGACAUUCCGAAUUCAUACUCCACCUGCAAAGGCUAAUUGUGUAGCCUGGUUGGGAGGAGCUGUUUUUGGAGCACUGCAAGACAUACUUGGGAGCCGUUCAGUCUCAAAGGAAUAUUAUAACCAGACAGGCCGUAUACCUGAUUGGUGUUCUCUUAAUAACCCACCUUUGGAAAUGAUGUUUGAUGUCGGGAAGGCUCAACCACCUCUGAUGAAGAGAGCAUUUUCCACUGAGAAAUGAAAGUUUGAUUAAAAUUCAACUUUGCUUCAUUUCAAAUAUCUCAUCAAUUACAAGCAAACUGUACAAAGUAUAUAGGAUGGUGUUAGAGAAGACUUUAGUAGAAGUGAAAGCGUUUCUGUAAUUAUACUUCACAUUAGUAUUUAAUCAUUUUGCCUUUGGUGUAAUGGUAGAAUGGUAGCUGAUACUUAUUGAAAUUAGUUGUAUUUAUAUCAAUAAAAUAUAGUAAAGCAGUUAAUUUUGGAAGUUUGUUACAUAGUUCAUUUUUCAAAAAGAAUAAAAACAUUGUCCCUCCACAAUUCACAUAAUCUGUCCUGGGCAUUGGAGACUUCAUUAAUUUCAUUGUGUUCAACAAUUAUUUUAUUUAAAGAAUAAUGUUACCAUUUCCAGUUAUUUCAAAUAUUAACAUGGGUCUAUGUCUUAAAAUCCUUUUGUUUUGGUGUUUGUGUCCAUGUUAUAAUAAUGCUACUUUUGGGCUGAGAAUGUUGGGUAGCAUAGUUAAGCAUUUGGUAAGGAAAAUGGGGAAAUGUUCACUUUUUAACUUUACAGUUUAUUUUAUGAAUUUCUAAGAAAAAAGAUAUUUCAUUUUUAUGCGGAGAUACUCAUUUUAUGCAUUUUUAUGAAACUGCUUUAUAAACAUGUAUUCAUAAUGUCUUUAAUCUUCUCUUUUGUGCUUUUUAUCUUCUAAGGCAGGGGUUCUUUGCAAUAUGUACUCAGUCAUUAUUUAAUUUUUAUUUUUGUUUGUUUUUCUUCCUUUGUUUUUAAUGAACUGCCUCUUACUAGAAUUUUGCUGGUUUCAUUCUUUCUAAGUACCUGUGAAGAUGGGAAAUAUAUGCAUAUGUAUGCUCAUAGUCCUGAAGACCGAGUAUGAAUUUAUACAUUUUCUAGACUAUAUAUCCGAAGUCCAUUUUUACUCAUAGUUUAAUCAUUUUGAUUGUCCUUUUUCUGGAUCCUUCCUACUUUUGCUAUAUGCUUUAUGUAUGAAGAUACCAACACCAAGUCACACUUGAAAGAGCUGGUUCCUGGCAUUAAGAAUAGGAAAGGAUUGGGGCUUCCCUGGUGGCGCAGUGGUUGAGAAUCUGCCUGCCAAUGCAGGGGACACGGGUUCGAGCCCUGGUCUGGGAAGAUCCCACAUGCUGCGGAACAACUAAGCCUGUACACCACAACUACUGAGCCUGGGCUCUAGAACCCACGAGCCACAACUGCUGAAGCCUGUGCACCUAGAGCCCGUGCUCCGCAAUAAGAGAAGCCACCGCGAUAAGAAGCCCAGGCACCACAACAAAGAGUAGCCCCCGCUCGCCACAACUAGAGAAAGCCCGUGCGCAGUAACGAAGACCCAACG